AUGACAAGUGGCAAGUCAAAUACCUUAUCCUUCCACCACCUACCAGUCUUGAGUCUACCACCAUUCCCAAUUUCCCAGCUCCUCCCGCUUCAGACCUUCUUCCACAAUCAAGUUAUGGCGGCUUAUGGUGCAGCGAUUUCUCUCAAGAAUACGAUUCAGCGUAUUCUACAAUCGUCUCGCAUCUCUCUCGAUUCCCACUCUCCACUAAUCUUACAACCUGCCUACGACCAGAUGGAUCGCUUGCUGAAAGUUCUGCGAUUAUUGGACGAGACCAGCUGCAGCAAGAUCAGGAUAGAGGUGAAUGCUGCGGAUGAACGAAUCAAAGAUGCAGUUUGGGAAUUCGAAGAUUUACUCGAAUCCCAUGUCUUACCUCAGAUUCUUCCACAGCUCGAAAGCGAGAGAGACAACUUGUCAUUCUCUGUAGAUCUGCAGAGUCUGCAACACCGUGUUGAUUGCUUCGUCGAGAUGGUGAAGAUGAUGGAGGAAGAGUACACUAAUGAAAUGGAGAAUAUGGCUGAAGAAGAAGGCGAGCCUAUUUCCUCAAGAAUUGAUUCUGGUGGUGGAAUGAUCAAGUCAAAGAUGGUUGGAUUAUCUGAUGAAUUCGAAAAAGCGAGAGAUUAUCUUCUUAAAGGUAAUUAUUAUUCGCUUGAUGGGAUGGCGGGCGUUGGGAAAACAACUCUUGCUAAGCAUGUUUUUGAAGAUCCAUCCAUUCAGAGCCGUUUUGAGUUUCGAGCAUGGGUUAAAGCGGGCAGAAAAUGCGAAUUUGAUGAACUAUUACGAUGCGUUCUAGCUCAAGUGGAUCCCAACGCUUACGAAAUGCUUAACCAAGGAGAUGAUGAUGAUGAUUAUGAGGAAUUAGUUGGACUCUUGAAAGAAAGAUUGAAGGGAAAGAAAUGUCUCAUCGUGGUAGAUGAUGUUUGGGAGACACAAGCAAUGGAUCGCAUGACAAAUUGCUUGGAAGAAGAGAAUAUUGGAGGGAUUCAAUUCUUACUCACAUGUAGAGAAAAAAUUAUAUUCACCAAGGAUGACGGGUACGAAAGAGUAAAUUUGUUGAAUGAAGUGCGCUUGUUGAAUGAAGAAGAAAGUAAGGAAUUACUUGGUUUGAAGGUGUUUGGUGAAGAGGGUUUUCCUCGUCACCUUGAGGAACUGGGAGAGAAGAUUGCCAAGAAAUGCGAAGGUCUUCCUCUUAUGAUAGUCACGGUUGCAGAGCUCCUAUUAAAAGCCGACAAGACCCCAGAAUACUGGACUGAGGUAGCCUACAAACAACACAACUCACUUUUCGAGGAUGCAUAUAAUCAAAUAUCAGAGGUACUUUUCCCAAGUUAUGACUACUUACCCCAACAUUUAAAAAUGUUUUUUCUAUAUAUGGGAGCAUUCCGUCCAUAUAGUGAUAUUAUCAUGCCAUCCAUGCUCAACAAUCUGUUGAGUGCUGAGGGGUUUCUUGAACCGAUUGGAGAAGAAAGUUUUGGAGAUUUUUUCGAUUUAUGCUUGGAAAAACUUUGUUUGAUGUAUCAUCUUGUUCUCAACACAACAAAUUCUUUGUCUUUGUUUAGAAGUUUUCGCGUGCAUUCUUGCUGGCAGCACUUGUGUAAGGUAGAAGCUAGUAGGAUCAAGUUUCUGCAUGUCUUACAAAGUUGUGAUGAUUUUAUGGAAGACCAGCGCCGCUUGUGUGCCCAUUGGAACAGUUUAUUCUGCUUCAAACAAGUGUGCGAUUCGAUAGAAAGUGAUUGUGCAUCCACUGUCCGUUCUCUCCUUUGUUUUGGUCCUCAUCACCCAUAUCCAAUACCAAUAAAUUCCAUGGGUUUCAAGUUGCUCAGGGUACUAUUUGCUCUUGAUGUCCGAUUUUACCAUAUCCCAAAUGAAAUUUUGAAACUAGUUUGUCUGCGGUACCUUUCCCUAACUUGCAACGGGGAGCUCCCCGCUUCAAUAUCCAACCUCUUUCACCUUCGAUUCUUGAUUAUGCAUCCACAUAUAAGCAUUGUAAAGCGUGGAGUUCAGUCAUAUAUACCUGUUCAAAUUUGGAACAUGCAAGAACUAGAGCUUCUUGAGAUCCCGGGAAGGGACCUACCAACCCCUAAUACCGAUGAUGCUGCCUUGAACAAACUCGUUAAUCUUUUUGGUGUGAGCGCAAACAGUUGUACAAGGGAAGUUCUCAAAAGAAUUCCUAAUUUAACGCAUUUAGGAAUUUAUGUGGAGUUGAAGCCUUAUGAUGACGAUGAUGAUGAAACCAACCUAUUGAGUCGCUUGAGUUAUAUAUCACAACUCCAGAACUUGGUCGGACUUAGUUAUGGCAUCAGGAAUCCCGAGAUAAAGUAUGAGUGUAAUACCAUUCCUCUUUCAAUGUUCCCAUCAAGUCUCACAAUGUUAAAUUUGAGCGGGUUGGGGUAUUCUUGGAAGUACAUGAACGACAUUGGUUUGUUGUUGCCAAAUCUCGAGGCUCUCUCAUUAGAAUGCUAUGCCUUUCGAGGCCCAGAGUGGGAAAUAGAAUCAGGGGGUUUCUUGAAGCUCACUCAACUUGCAAUUGACGACACUGAUUUGGUGCAAUGGAGACCUCAACGUGGAAGCUUCCCAGAGCUCCGGCACCUAAUGAUGAAGGAUUGCUACAAGUUACAACAACUCGAUUGGCCAUAUGAUCAUUCUUGGAUCACAAGCAUUGGAUUGGCUGACUGCAAUCCUUUAGUUGUGGCUUGUGCCAAUCAAUUAAAAGACAAGUUUCCCUUUGAACUUACCGUCGAAUCUUCUUUUUGA
Messenger RNA from Salvia miltiorrhiza (redroot sage), 2748 nucleotides. RefSeq names its product putative late blight resistance protein homolog R1A-10. The record is from RefSeq and is a predicted model, not a curated record. Gene Ontology annotation, molecular function: ADP binding. NCBI's taxonomy places the organism in Eukaryota, Viridiplantae, Streptophyta, Magnoliopsida, Lamiales, Lamiaceae. The coding region runs from base 1 to 2748 and encodes 915 amino acids. Gene Ontology annotation, biological process: defense response to other organism. The transcript has a single exon.